Messenger RNA from Zeugodacus cucurbitae (melon fly), 651 nucleotides. RefSeq lists its product as uncharacterized. Gene Ontology annotation, molecular function: nucleic acid binding. The record is from RefSeq and is a predicted model, not a curated record. The coding region runs from base 1 to 651 and encodes 216 amino acids. The transcript has a single exon. Lineage: Eukaryota; Metazoa; Arthropoda; Insecta; Diptera; Tephritidae.
AUGGUAGAACGUCUACAUCGUCAUUUGAAGGAUGCGAUCCGCUGUCAUGAAAACAGCUCGUGGGUAGACAUGCUACCUAUUGUGUUACUCGGAAUUCGUGCCGCUUGGAAGGAGGAUCUUGGUGCCACUCCAGCCGAUCUCGUAUAUGGAGAACCGAUUCGUUUACCAGGCGAAUUCCUCGCACCUUCACCACGACAUUCAUUGCCGCCGUCUAAUGUUGCUGAAAGCUUAAGGAAAUACUUCGAAGAGCUCGCACCGCAACCCGUAGCCCGACAUGGUCAAAAGAAAACAUUCAUCUUUAAAGAACUAGCGACUUGUUCUCAUGUUUUUGUUCGUCGUGACGCUCCACAUCACUCAUUUACUUCUCCGUACGAAGGACCGCAUCGAGUGAUUUCAAGGCAUGAUAAAUAUUUCAUCGUAGACGUCAGAGGCGAAAAUACUACUAUUUCAAUCGACCGACUUAAGCCGGUAUAUUUACUUCCCGACGAUACUGAACAGAACAACUAUAACGACAACAACACAACGUUCAUUUCAUCAAAUUCACCAGAGUCAUCCGAACCUGGGACAUCACGACUUUCAUCGUCAUAUCGUCCAGACACCGACUUAAGCUUUUCUUCGCCGUCUCCUAAAAGACGAGUCAAAUUUCGCUAA